GCGUGCGCGGCCGCUCUUCUAUUCCCAAUAUACCUCUCUCGUUCUGGAUCGAAAUAAUAUCGUUCAAGCAUCACUCCUCAACUCUAUCUCUCUCUCUCUCUCUCUGCCGGCCGUACUUGUGUUGGCUUGACAAUCGUAAUACAGAUACCUAGGUAUCAGUUUAUUUUCCUUCUACCAACAAUAUGGAGCCGCCGGCAGCUGAAGGAGGCGGUGGUGAUGGUGGUGGCGCUGUUGGACCAAGGCAGCCGCCGCAACCACAACAGGGCAUGGGGCAGAUGCUGACUGGUAUAAUUAGGGUAGCAGUGUUCUGGUACUUCGCCUCCAAAUUCUUCGGACCUAAGCGAUCACCUACUGAAUCCUCUCACCAGAUCUCAAAUCUGUUUCAAAAAGGGGAACCGUUGGAUAUGUGGUUAUACCUUUCCGAGCACGAGAACUUUAGUGAAUUUGGCGAUGAACGAGCCCUUGUUUGGCAGGAGACAAAUAUACCUUACGCAGUUUGGACUGCAGAGAGUAGCAGAACCCUAACUUUGAAGUACCAUCCUUCUGAGGCUUUAAAGAACAAUGGAAGUCUUUAUGCUCACACAUUCUUUGCUAGGUCUGGCUAUCUGCCAGAUCCCAAGGAUCCUGAGUACAAGCCAUUGGCUACUUUUGGGCGGACUCACCCUGUUGUGAUAUAUUUGCCCAAAGCAAAGGCUGAUAAGAAGAAGAGUCUGCUGGACUCAACAGACCCCAGCAGUGAUGUAACGGUUUCUGAGAUAGCCGAAGAUGCCCAAGUUGAUGAGAAAGAGCAUGGACCGGUUGAAUGGAUUUCAUAUUGGAAGCCGAAUAUUACAAUAAAUCUGGUUGAUGAUUUCACAAGAUAUUCUCAAAAUGCAAUACCCCCAAAUGUUGCUCCUUAUAUAAACAUUGAGCCCGUUACGGGAAAUUACUACCCGACCAUCUACUUCAAUGAGUUUUGGUUACUUCGGGAUAAAUUAAUACCAGUAAAUGAGACUGUGAAUGAAUUGACACUGAAUCUGGAGGUUGGACCCAUUAGCAUGACAAAAUGGCAACUAUUCCUACAGAUUGACCAGUCAUUCCAGAUUCAUAGGAGUUACGGAAGUAUGAUCGAAGGUGAAGCUGAUGGACUUAAGAGAGUUUUCCUGGAAGGAAAUCCUAUCCUUUUGGCGAUUACCAUGGUCGUUUCAGUAUUUCACUCGCUAUUUGACAUGUUGGCUUUUAAGAAUGAUAUUCAGUUUUGGAAUAAAAACAAGUCUAUGGAAGGAUUAUCCGCGAAAUCUGUUGUGGUGAAUUUCAUUUGCCAGUUUAUUAUCUUUCUCUAUCUGCUUGACAAUGAAACUUCAUGGAUGAUACUUUCGAGUUCUGGUAUUGGUUGCUGCAUUGAGUUCUGGAAAAUAGGGAAAGCCAUGCACAUUGAGAUUGACAGAUCUGGUAGGAUACCAAUGUUGAGGUUCCGUGACCGUGAUUCAUAUUCUGGAAACAAAACAAAGGAAUAUGAUGAUCUUGCAAUGAAGUACUUGUCAUAUGUUCUCCUCUUUCUUGCCGUCUGUUUCGCUGUUUACUCUCUGAAGUAUGAACGCCACAAGAGCUGGUACUCUUGGAUCCUCUCAUCCCUUACAAGCUGCGUCUACAUGUUUGGUUUUAUUAUGAUGUGCCCUCAGCUAUUCAUCAAUUAUAAGCUAAAGUCGGUUGCCCAUUUACCUUGGAGGCAGAUGACAUACAAAUUUCUGAACACAAUUAUUGACGACCUCUUUGCAUUUGUUAUUAAGAUGCCGACGCUACAUCGACUUUCUGUCUUCCGUGAUGAUCUGAUAUUUUUGAUAUAUAUUUAUCAACGAUGGAUCUAUCCGGUGGACAAGAAACGAGUAAAUGAAUUUGGUUUCGGUGGAGAGGUUGAUGAUAAACCAACAAUUGCUGGUGCAGAUGCAUCGGAACAAAAAGAAGAAGAUAAGAAAACUAACUGAGCUAAUCGAUAGCUUAUAACUACAAACAGUUUAGUUAUUGGAUUGAAGUUUGUUUUUCUUUGUCAUAAUUAUCUUAUAAGAUAAAUUCAGUUUUGUUUUUGACCUAUCAAUGUAUAUUAUUAUUGAGCAGACUUACAUUACAGGUAGGUGAAACAAAGAGGUGCAUAGGUAAGUGAGCAGAGAGUAAUCUAGUAUAAUCAGAAUUCAUUCAUGCUGUUCUCUUGUUUGGCUACGUUGUUUUUUCUGAACCUUGAUAAAACAAUUCUUGAUCUGAUAAUUUCGUUUUGAUUUUUA
Molecule: messenger RNA, 2258 nt
Organism: Erythranthe guttata (spotted monkey flower)
Lineage: Eukaryota; Viridiplantae; Streptophyta; Magnoliopsida; Lamiales; Phrymaceae
Cellular component (GO): endomembrane system; membrane
Source: RefSeq, a predicted model, not a curated record